GCGAGGCGCGUAAGGAAGGCGCGGUGCUCUGGCGGCCGUGUUGUGUCCCUCGUGGGCUGCGGCGUGUGGAAGAGGGGGCUCCUCCACUGUCUUUCGGUUCCUUGCCUGAAUCCUGCGGUGGGUAGAGCCGAGGGUGCAGCGCUGUGGGGAGGGUUUCCCUACUUACAAUCGGUGAAAAAUGUCUGAUGAUGACGAUGUUCCACUGCCGAAGAAGUCCCGGAUUUACUAUGGAAGCCUUGAAGAGAAGGAGAGAGAAAGGAUUCUCAAAGGAGAAGGAGGAUAUCUGGGGAAAGAGGCUGUGAAAGUUGGUGUAGAAGCCGGGCAUAUUAACAUAUCUGGUGGUGAGUUCUACGAUGUUGAAGAUCACAUCAGCGAGAGGCAGGCCGAAGUGCUGGCAGAGUUUGAGCGCAGGAAACGAGCCCGGCAGAUUAAUGUUUCCACAGAUGAUGCAGAAGUGAAGGCCUGUCUGCGAGCGCUUGGGGAACCAAUCACUCUUUUUGGUGAAGGGCCAGCCGAACGACGAGAAAGGUUGAGGAAUAUCUUAUCUGUGGUGGGAGCUGAUGCCUUAAAGAAAACAGAGAAGAUAGAAGAUGCAAAGAAAAGCCGACAGGAGCACCAGCAGACCUGGUAUCACGAGGGUCCCAGUUCCCUGAAGACUGCUCGUCUCUACAUUGCACGAUUUUCCCUGCCAAGGGCCUUGAAGCGAUUGGAAGAGGCAAGAGCCAACAAAGAGGUUCCAGAAGCUUCCCGCACUGCUCGACAACAAGAACUUCACAAGAGUCUAAGGGCCCUGAAUAACUUCUGCAGUCAGAUUGGUGAUGACCGUCCCAUUUCCUACUGUCAGUUCAGCCCCAACUCCAAGCUCCUAGUUACAGCUUCCUGGAGCGGAUUAUGUAAGCUGUGGGAUGUUCCUGACUGUAACCUUAUUCGUACACUGAGAGGUCACUGCACGAACGUGGGCGCCAUUGUAUUUCAUCCGCAAGCCACCAUUUCACUUGAUGAAAAGGACUGUAAUAUGGCAUCGUGUGCGGCCGACGGCUCAGUGAAGCUCUGGAAUUUGGAAAGUGAUGAGCCAGUAGCCAACAUUGAAGGGCACACAAUGAGAGUCGCUCGAGUGGCGUGGCAUCCAUCAGGCAGGUUUCUCGGGACCACAUGUUAUGACCACUCCUGGAGACUCUGGGACCUGGAAGCUCAGGAGGAAAUCCUGCACCAGGAAGGCCAUAGCAAGGGUGUCUAUGACAUUGCCUUCCACCGUGAUGGUUCUCUGGUGGGAACUGGUGGCCUUGAUGCUUUUGGACGUCUGUGGGACCUGCGGACCGGUCGAUGCAUCAUGUUCCUAGAAGGACAUUUGAAGGAGAUCUACGGAAUCAGCUUCUCUCCCAAUGGAUAUCACGCAGCAACCGGAAGUGGAGACAACAGUUGCAAAGUUUGGGACCUGCGACAGCGGAAAUGUAUCUACACCAUCCCAGCACAUCAUAACCUCCUGUCAGCAGUCAGGUUUCAGCCCACAGAUGGACACUAUCUCCUCACCGGUGCCUAUGACAACACAGCAAAGAUAUGGAGCCACCCUGGGUGGUCACCGCUCAAAACAAUGGCUGGCCAUGAGGGCAAAGUGAUGGGACUGGACAUUUCUCCAAAUGGGCAGCUGAUUGCUACAUGUUCUUAUGACAGGACCUUUAAACUCUGGACAUCUGAAUAGACCAAAAGCAGCAGUACUUUGACAACCAACCACCCUAAAGAGGGAGUGUCAGAUACAACCAAAUUAUUGGGAGCUAGUCACCAGGUUUCACAGUAACAUGCCUUGUUGUGAGACGAGAGUUGCCAUGAUCUGCUGGUCAUUGACUUUAUCACUACCAUUUCUAGGCUUACAGGAAUUAUUUGGCUUUUGGACAGUUACAAAGCUGAUAGCUGAUGGCAGUUGAUGUGUAUGAAUGGUCCUAUUCCACAGUCCUCUGGAAAAGCAGAAUCCUGAAUGAGAACAAGUGGUGAAUGGCGUCUCAAUUUCCAAAAUAGAAUGUUUUGAGUUCUUCACUGGCUUCCCAUUUUCUGCUGAAUGGUUUGUAGGAAGUGCUGCUGCCAAGCUUUUGGGUUCAAAGCACGAAGGAAACCUUUGAGUUAAGGGCUAUUUCUGGAAUUGAACUAAAAGUUAUUUGCUUGACAAUGGAAAGUUGUGCGUUAACCCUGGAAUCUGUUACUAAUGUGUUAACCACAUGGGUAAAUGGCCUCUCCUUUGUAGCAGUGCUUUAUAAUAAAUAUUAUGAUAAAUAACUGCCUAUGUAACUGUUUCCGUGAGAUGUGCAAUAAAUUGAUUCCAUCUGGUAAAUACUGCCAAAUAGAGAUGCAUUAACUAUCAAGCACUUGGAUUAGAUUCU
Hypanus sabinus (Atlantic stingray) is the source of this 2372-nucleotide messenger RNA. RefSeq names its product PRP4 pre-mRNA processing factor 4 homolog (yeast) (gene prpf4). The transcript is spliced from 14 exons. Bases 179 to 1699 code for a protein of 506 amino acids. NCBI's taxonomy places the organism in Eukaryota, Metazoa, Chordata, Chondrichthyes, Myliobatiformes, Dasyatidae. Gene Ontology annotation, biological process: mRNA splicing, via spliceosome. Gene Ontology annotation, molecular function: protein binding; U6 snRNA binding; U4 snRNA binding. Gene Ontology annotation, cellular component: U4/U6 x U5 tri-snRNP complex. The record is from RefSeq and is a predicted model, not a curated record.